ACGUAGAAAAACUAUCAAAUUCCCAAGUAGUUUAAUUUGAUUAAUAAUCAAAGAGAAUGUAUGUUGCGACUUGUUUAAAGUAAUGUCCAUGAAUACCACAACGUCAUAAUGGGUGACUUCCUCUUGAAUGAAAAUGUGAAUAUCAUCAAUACUUAAAUCUAAUUGUGUAGCUGGUAAGUCCAGUUGGUUGAGGUGCCGACUGCUGAUCUGUAGAUUGUGGGUUAUAGUCUAGCAAAGGUUUCUUCUCUCUCUCUCUCUCUCUCUCUCUCUCUCUCUCUCUCUCUCUCUCUCUCUCAUUACUUUCUACUAAAACUGCAUACUUAACUACAUGUGUAACUAAAUAAGGUAAUGAAAGUUUUCAAUUUCGAAGGAUGUGGGGCUCACGGCGGGUGUGACCGGUCGACAGGGGAUGCUUACUCCUCCUAGGCACAUCUGAUUCCACCUCUGGUGUAUCCAGGGGUCCGUGUUUGCCCAACUAUCUAUUUUGUAUUGCUUAUAGGAGUUAUGAGAUUGAUCAAUGUUCGAUCUUCACCUUUCAUAGUACAAAUCCCCACUUUCCUCCCAUAUCAGAUUUUUCUGAUGUGUUAUUCCUCCAUAAGGUAACUCCGCAUCUCUGAGUUGCACUUUACAUCACUUCCUUUACUUGAAUUGCAUCGGUUAAAUGAAAAUCAAAGAAGGACUUGGAAAGAGAGUCAAAAAUUUCUUAUAAUUUAGAUGCACGUUUUGAUUGAAAUAAAGGUAAAGGUGAAUAGUUAAUGAAGUCCGGAGUCCGUCGAUCUUCCGUUUUUCAAAACUGGUGUUUCCGGUUUUUUCAAAAUAUAGUCAUCGAGUUGAGCUAGAGUAAGCGGAAGGUCUUUAUCGUGUGUACUCUAGAUUUGGAGUAUUAUGAAGUAAUUUGUUUAAGUGAAUAAUUCAUUAUUUUUAUUCAAGUGCCUAUGCUCUGGCCAGUUAUAAUUAGGGGAUGGGGUAGAAAUUAAGCACAGCAAAUUGUAAGUCACAAUUAAACAGGUGGGUGAGUGACUAGAUUUGUUUAGUCAGUCGAAAAUCAAACAUUAAAAAAUUACGUCACCAAUCGAAGAACAAACUGCACGUAACUAUUGUUCUUGAGCUGCCGUUGGUCUGGCGAGCAUCGGAUGAUGGACAGUGGACGGUAGGUGUGACGCGUUGAUUCUCCGCUGACGUCAGUUGAUAAGGUGUAAUCAGUCGUGUACCGGUAUAGUGCUGUCUACAGAUUAUUCAUGAGUACCGCAGUCAUUUCGGAAUGUGACCAAUGUUUGUCGAUUGUCGGACGGCAAUGCGCAGAUUGUUACAUGACAGUAUACCAAUCACCGCACACUAAUUAAGACAUUGGGGCUAAAAUCGGGGGUAGUUCACAUAAAGCUGGUGUUGUGUCUCAUUGAGUGAAACAAUGGGACGCAAUAUAGAAAUAAAAACAUACGGUGUACAUUGUACCAUGACGUCAAUGAACGAUGUGAGAAAAUUAUUGCUUUACCCUAUCAACACAAAAUGAUCUUCCGACCCCCUCACCCCAAAGCAAACGACAAAAAACAAACUAAAACGAGCAAACAAGAUUAUUACUUGACCCAAUCUUCCGAUGAACACAAACAAACAAACAAAAACACUAAAUCGAACACACGGACGGCAGACAGUCAACAGACAAUUGUUCGAAAUAUCCCUUUUCAGCCUCCCAGAUUGUUGUGUCUCUCGCCAUAUUUGAAUUGUGACAACAUUUAACUUAGCUAAAUGCAAACACACUCCGCAACGGCUGAUGGCCCAAUCAUUGCCUUAUCUUUGUUUUAAUCGCACUGACAAGAUAUCCGUGUCCAAUAUUUGCACUGAGUACUUAAAAAAAAAAACCUACUGAGGUAAAAUCAGCGAACAGAUUUUGAGGUUAUAUAUUUAAUGAUGUGCGCACCCUUGUGAUAAAAACGAGAGCGUGUGAUUUACUGUCUCUAAAUUCAUAUGUUUAAGAUAGCAAGGCGAUCCUCAUCGAUUCUAUUGCUUCCUGUUUGAACAGUUAAUCAAACAUAAGUCCGGAUUUUACAUAUCAAACUUAACAAGGUGUUUCAUGGCGGGAUGCGAGGUACGAUCGUUUAUUGUUUUUCUGUGCAUGGUGGUGACUUUGGUGAGCACAGGUUCCGCUAAAUAUGCACGACAAGUGCUGCUGGUAUCCAUGGACGGUUUCCGGUGGGACUAUGUGAACCAAACGUCAACUCCAAACUUUGAUCGCAUGGCUCGACAGGGUACCCAUGCGCUGUAUAUCAACAGUACCUUUAUAACGAAAACAUUUCCUGACCACUAUACCAUCGUAACAGGACUUUAUGAGGAGAGCCAUGGAAUCCUUGGAAACCGGAUGUACGACCCAGUUUUUAACGCUACAUUCAGCCGCGAAAACCAGGAAAGUCGGUGGUGGGACGGCGGAGAACCACUCUGGGUAACUGCCAGAAAUAACGGUCGGAAGAGCGCCACUUUCUACUGGCCCGGAAGUGAAGCCGAGAUUCGCGGAGUCCGUCCUAACAUUUGGCUUCCGUACAAUGAAAGUGCCCCUUUCCGCCCGCGAGUAGAUCGCGUCAUGGAUUGGCUUGUGAAUGACUCCAUUGACUUCGUUACGCUCUACUUUCACGAACCUGACAAGACGGGUCACAAGUACGGACCGGACUCGACUCAAAUUCUUGGUAAGGUCAGGGAAAUGGACGGAAUUCUGGGAUACAUUUUGGAUAAUCUAGAAAAGUUCUCUUUGAAGGACAAAGUCAAUCUGAUAGUCCUAAGUGACCACGGAAUGACCUCAAUAGACCUUCAACGACGGUUGAUCGACAUUACCGAAGUUAUUGACAUGGAAGAGGACGUUUUGUUCACGCUUGACAGCGGCCCAAUCAUGCAUAUAAAUCCCAGAAAGGAUCCAAGAUACGUCGUACAAAAAAUUCGGAAUGCUACAGUCCCACAUUUAACUGUCUAUCUAAAAGAAGAGAUACCCAUAAAAUGGCAUUAUGGGAAUAACCGCAGGGUGAUGCCAAUCUUCGCCACAGCCGAUGAGGGUUGGGCGAUAGUAACGGUAGGUUUCUCUGGUGGUGAGCUGAUGAAGGUAACGGUAAGUUUCUCUGGUAGUGAGCUGAUGAAAGUAACGUUAGGUUUCUCUGGUAGUGAGCUGAUGAUGGUAACGGUAGGUUUCUCUGGUAGUGAGCUGAUGAAGGUAACGGUUGGUUUCUCUGAUAAUGAGCUGAUGAAGGUAACAGUAGUUUUCUCUGAUAGUGAGCUGAUGAAGGUAACGGUUGGUUUCUCUGGUAGUGAGCUGAUGGAGGUAACGGUAGUUUUCUCUGAUAGUGAGCUGAUGAAGGUAACGGUUGGUUUCUCUGGUAGUGAGCUGAUGGAGGUAACGGUUGGUUUCUCUGGUAGUGAGCUGAUGGAGGUAACGGUAGGUUUCUCUGAUAGUGAGCUGAUGAAGGUAACGGUUGGUUUCUCUGGUAGUGAGCUGAUGGAGGUAACGGUAGGUUUCUCUGAUAGUGAGCUGAUGAUGGUAACGGUAGUUUUCUCUGGUAGUGAAUUGAUGAAGGUAACGGUAGUUUUCUCUGAUAAUGAGUUGAUGGAGGUAACAGUUGAUUUCUCUGAUAGUGAGCUGAUGAUGGUAACGGUAGGUUUCUCUGGUAGUGAAUUGAUGAAGGUAACGGUAGUUUUCUCUGAUAAUGAGUUGAUGAAGGUAACAGUUGAUUUCUCUGGUAGUAAGCUAAUGAAAGUAACGUUAGGUUUCUCUGGUAGUGAGCUGAUGAGGGUUGGAUUAUAGUAGCGACAGGUUUCUCUGAUAGUGAGUGGUAAGCUUUAUUCAGUAUGUGAUACCGCCUGCAUGCUUACUUUGAAUGAUAAGAAACUGUGCAAAAUUUAGGGACAUUUACAGAUACAUGAAUCGGUAUACAAAUCUACGUUCUAACAGGUCACGAUGACCCAAUGGUCAAAGGCGUUCUCUUUCUGAGCAAGAGGUGGUAGGUUUGAAUCCUCCAUCCUCCUUAUGCCGCGUCAAACCAAAGAAGUAUAGAAAUAAAUAGCGAGAUUCGUCGGGUUUUGGAUAAGACCUUAAAAAUGGUAGACGUUGGUACGAUAAACAACCCUCACUGCUGCGGCACAUCUUCACAAAUCAAGGGUUAUUGGUUCGUUACCACGCACUAACCCUUGCCAUUAGUCGCUAUAUAAAAGUUGGGCUCAUUAGACCAUUACGCAAUCCACUAUAAAUAAAACAUCCAAUGAAAUCACUGCAUCUUGUUAUGGUGGGCAUGGAUACAAAUGACGCGAUCUCAUAUUGGGCACUGUAUUGAUAAACACUCGCAAUUGUAAUAUUUACACCACUAAUUAUGUUUAUUGAUGGUAGAUCAAGUUUGGAAACCUUUUUGCUUAAGACAAUAUUACUUAAACGAUUGAAAUAGCCAUAACUAUAGGUAGCAAUACACGUGUUUUUAGCCGAGUUGCAACGAAGUUGAACUCGGCUAUUGGUUUGGUGAUGCGGGCGGGCGGUUGGGCGUAAACAAUUGGUUUCCGGAUGAUAACUCGAAAAGUUUACAAUCUAAUCAAAUGAAACUUAGAUAUGUUGUUGGGUACCAGGUAAGGAAGACGGCUAUUAAUUUUGGAGAAAAAUGGCCAAAGGUCAAGGUCACGGUGACCGAAAAUAGAAUGAAAAUUUCAGAAAAAUUUCGUUUCCGGAUGAUAACUCAGAAAGUUUAAAUCCGAAUCAAGUGAAACUUUAAUAUAUUGUUGGGUACCAGGUAAGGAAGACCCCUAUUAAUUUUGGAGAAAAAUGGUCAAAGGUUAAGGUCACAUUGACCGAAUAUAGAAUGAAAAUUUCAGAAAUAUUUGGUUUCCGGAUGAUAACUCAGAAAGUUUAAAUCCGAAUCGAAUGAUAUUUAAAGAUAUUGUUAUGUACUAAGUAAGAAAGACCCCUAUUGAUUUUGGAGAAAAUAGGUCAAAGGUCAAAGUCACAGUGACCGAAAAUAGAUUUAAAAUUCCAAAAAAAAUUGGUUUCAGGAGGAUAACUCGAAAUUUUUUAAUUUGAAUCAAAUGAAACUUGGAUAUAUUGUUGGAUACCAAGAAAAAAGGUCAAAGAUCAAGAUCACAGUAACCGAAAAUAUAUUGAAAACUUGAGACAAAUAUGGUUUCUGGAUAGUAACUCGAAAAGUUUAAAACUGAAAUUAGUUCUUCACAAUUAUAAAUAUGCCACAUCAUUCCUGACUUUACAAUAUAUCCCAUGCAACUCGGCUCAUGCACCCCUGAGUGCAUAUAUUGAUUUUUAUUUCUCUCGCUUGAAUAGAACCGCAUUCUCAUUGUUUCCCACUCUUUUGUGGAAACAAUCAGAACGAGCCCAACUUUUUGAUAGUCACUGAUGUCAAGGGUUAGUGCGAGGUAACGAAUCAAUAACCCUUGACUUGUGAAGAUGACUGCGGCACUGAGAGUCAUGUAUAGGUCCAACUUAUGGCAUUUCACCGACAGCUAGUGGCGUUUCGAUAAGAGUGAAAAAAAUCCUCAAAGGGUCGUUAAUGUAUUAGAACUAUUACUUAGCAGAAUCUAUGUUUGUUUAAUCGACAUUUGUAGGUCAUCUGAGUAAACUCGGGUGACAUAUUGCAAUAGCUUUGCGUCCGGCGACGUGCGUCUUGCAUUAACAAUUCAACAUUUUUAACUUCUUGAUAACUACCAUUCCAAUGCUUUUCAAAUUUUGUAUGAAGCAUCACUGAAACAGGGGGGGGGGGGGGCAUAAAUUGUAAAUGUUAGGAAUACUACACCUCUGGGGUCUGAGAGUCGGGGCAAAAAUGCCAAAAUAUAUAGUGAUGUUGAGCAUGAAGGCCUCUUCCAAAAUUUCAUGAUCCCAGGGGUAUAAGUUCCGACCCUAGGGCGGGGUCAAACUUAGUACAUAGAGUUUUAUAUGUAAGACAUUUGAAUAACACCCUCUUUAGCGCUAUUGAUACUAAAUCAAAACAAAAUAUUAUUUAAAAAGAACAGGUAGUCUUUUACCAAAAUUGUAAAUUUGAUGAUCCCAGGGGUAGGGGUUUUGGUAUCAGGGUGAGGCCAAAAUGGUAUGUUAUUAGAUUUGUGAACAAUAGAACAUUUUCUUCUAGAUAACUACCAUUACUAUUUUUGGGGGACAAGGGGACCUCAAUUGUAAAUUUCUGGAUUCCUGCACCCCUGGGGCCUUAGGGGGCGGGGCAAAAACUGCCAAAAAUUUACCGAUUUUCAAAUUCCUCUCUACAACCGCACAUGUGUAAGAAAAUAUAAAUGCAUAGAGAUGUAGAUCAGGUAGACCUCUACCAAAAUCUUAAAUUUCAUGAUCCCCGGGGUGGAGGUUCUGACUCCAGGGAUGGGCCAAACUUGGUAUAAUAACAAUACAUGUGUAAAACAAUUAGUUAAUACCUGUUUUAGUGCUAUUGAUACUAAAUUGAAACUAAAUAAAUAUUGUAAAUUUCAUGAUCUUAGAAGGUAAGGGUUUGUUUCCAGGGUUGAGCCAAAAUUGUUAUAGUGAUUAUAUUUUCUUUAUCAUUUGAAAUACUUUUUGAAGUUUGCUGAUAUGGUAUAAAAACUAAAUGCAUAUUUAGGAAAAGCAGAAAAGAGUGUACCCAACCUGUGAAUUUUGCAACCCCAGGGUAUUGACUCUAGGAUGGGUCCAAAUUAGUCAUAUUAUGUUAAUGUUACACUAUCAUAUUAUGUAAAGCCUAGCCUUUCAUCACUAUAGCAUUUUCGAGGGCAUUUAUAAGAAAGAUGUGUUCUUGAAACUUAUAAUUGUACUUUUGUUGAAUAUUACUACAUGUAUUCAAAAACAGGACCCCCCCCCCCCCCAGAUUCCAUAGGCCUUGGGACUAGUUUUACUUAAAAUUAAUACUCAGGUAACCGAUAAGGCCUGUUGGCCUCUUGUAAAAGAAAUAAUUGCGUAUGUGUUUUACUUAUCUUCGAAAAACUUCACUCAUAUUUAGACGUCACCAGGUGUAGAUGAAGUGCCACGGAUUUACUUUUACACGGCCAAGGCACGAGCGGAGCUCGAACCCACGACCCACCCAUCCCCCUUCCCCGUCAGCAAACGCUCUAACCACUGAACCAUAGCGAAUGGUUUAAAAAUUGUUAGUGAAUAUAAGAAUUAUACAAUGAUAAAGAGAAAUACAAUGUUCUUCAUUACAGAACGCCACUAUUGCAAAAACAUGGACCGAGAAAGGCGACCACGGAUACGACAACGCUUUGCUCAGCA
Messenger RNA from Ostrea edulis (European flat oyster), 7210 nucleotides. Its product is annotated as ectonucleotide pyrophosphatase/phosphodiesterase family member 5-like. The record is from RefSeq and is a predicted model, not a curated record. Lineage: Eukaryota; Metazoa; Mollusca; Bivalvia; Ostreida; Ostreidae. The coding region runs from base 2069 to 3778 and encodes 569 amino acids. The transcript has 2 exons.